Messenger RNA from Oncorhynchus mykiss (rainbow trout), 3781 nucleotides. The record is from RefSeq and is a predicted model, not a curated record. NCBI's taxonomy places the organism in Eukaryota, Metazoa, Chordata, Actinopteri, Salmoniformes, Salmonidae.
ACUCAAUAGGACCACGUUCAUAGCAAGUCGCGUGUUGAUAAAACGAGAGAACGCCAUUUUAGAGACGCUAAUGAACUUCAAACGCAAAACAAGUUAUAGCUAGUUAAUAUAAGGCUGAAUUAACAGGCUGCUGUUAAUAAUUUCGUUUGCUAGCUAGCUACUGUACAGUAGCAGCAGUAGUAGUAGUAGUAGUGUUGUUGGGAAGAACAGCAGCAGGCGAAUCCGAGGUCAUAUUUGGCCAAUUUUAUCCUGAAGACGUAGUUGGCUAACGUUAGUUCACUGGCUCGUUUUAUAAGUUUGCUAGCUAACUUAAUUGUUUCUGGUCACAGAAGAAGCAGACGUUGGGACAAAUCCUUGCGGAGACCAUGGCAGACGACUUUGAUGUUGAGGCUAUGCUAGAGGCUCCAUACAAAAAGACUUGCCUAACGAUAUCUCCCCUCCUCUCACCUUUUGAUUCGAGUGAGGACUGUGUGUUGGGGGGAGAGUGUAAGGGCGAGAUGUGACAGAGGUGGCAUCGAACUCUUACAGUCCAAGAAGGAAAAUGGGUGAAGAUCACUGGACUGACAUCAACCACAGGAUCUUUUAGCGGCUGUGGGCCAAGCGUGGUCUCAGUGGGCUUAGGAACAGAUAGUGGUACUGGUACGACAAAGGAGGGGUGGGGGUUGAGAUGACCAAACUGUUCCCAUAACUUCCUGUAUCAUGCCAAAAUAGUAUAUAUUUUUCCCAUAUACUUUGACUUUUGGUUGGAUUGAGUACUGUAUGAUUAUGUAGUUAUAACAGCAGGGGGAGUAAUUGGAAUGGAACUCUACAGGGGCUGUAGAAGGACCCCCCUUACAUACUUGUCCAAACAUAUUAAUGUUAACAGUAUUUUAACCUAAUGGUUAUGUUCUGUAUUUUCUUGUUCCCUCCCUCACCCCUGACGACUUGCAAUGUUUCCUCUACAUCCUCAUGAUGUUCUUCUAUCAACCCUGCUUAGGAUGAAAUAAAGUCCUCUAGUGCUAAUGGAAAUGAAGAGCGCAGUAGUAAGAAGAAAAAGAGGAGCCAUCGUAGGAGUAGUCGCAGCCCGAGCUCUGACAAGUGCUACAGCAAAGAUGGGAAGAAGAGUCCGGAGAAGAAACGCAGCCGCAGUAACGAACGCCGGCGCAGUGGUUCCCGUAGCAGGGAACAUGCUGGACGCUACAGAGGACGCCGGGGCCCCUUGUCAAUCCCCUCCCUGUUUGUGACCGGGCUGAUGUGUUUCAAGUGAAGUACAAAAAGUAGGCCCAAAUGAGGGAAGGAAAUUGGAAACGCUCAAGAAGUUGUAGCCCCUUCAAGAAAGACAAGAGUCCAUUAAGGAAACCAAUUGACAACCUGACCCCAGAGGAGAGGGAUGCCCACACUGUUUUUUGUAUGCAGCUGGCAGCCAGAAUCAAACCACGAGACCUAGAGGACUUCUUCUCAGCCGUGGGGAAAGUGAGAGACGUGAGGAUGAUCUCUGACAGAAACUCCAGGAGGUCAAAGGGCAUUGCCUACAUUGAGUUUCUGGACGUGAAUUCAGUCCCGCUGGCUAUUGGCUUAACUGGUCAGAGACUUCUGGGAGUGCCCAUCAUCGUACAGGCCCCUCAGGCUGAGAAGAACAGAGCUGCAGCAAUGGCCAACAACCUUCAGAAGGGUAAUGCUGGCCCUAUGCGGCUGUAUGUGGGCUCUCUACACUUCAACAUCACAGAGGACAUGCUGCGAGGUGUCUUCGAGCCUUUCGGAAGAAUUGAGAGCAUACAACUGAUGAAUGACAGUGAAACUGGACGAUCCAAAGGAUAUGGUUUCAUCUCAUUUGCAGAUGCAGAGUGCGCUAAGAAGGCCCUGGAGCAGCUGAAUGGCUUUGAGCUGGCCGGGCGGCCCAUGAAAGUUGGUCACGUGACGGAACGCACCGACCCCUCCACCGCCAGCUCCUUCCUGGACAACGACGAGCUGGAGAGGACAGGCAUUGACCUGGGCACCACCGGGCGCCUGCAGCUCAUGGCCCGGCUGGCAGAGGGUACUGGUCUUCAGAUCCCCCCGGCUGCACAGCAGGCUCUACAGAUGAGUGGUUCCAUCCACUCGACUCCAAUCCACUUCGUCAACAUGGCAGCUGGUACAGACAUACAAGCCAGCCUGAACCCACCCCCUGAAGCUCCUGCCACCCUUUCACUGAAUCUUGCUCCAAGCAUGAACCAGGCCAUGACCCUCUCAACGCAGCCACUGGCUACACACUGCCUACAGCUAUCCAACAUGUUCAACCCUCAGUUGGAAAAGGAACCUGGCUGGGAUGUCGAGAUUCAAGAUGACGUCAUUGAGGAGUGCAACAAACACGGUGGAAUUGUCCACAUAUACCUUGACAAGAACUCCCCUCAGGGCAACGUGUACAUGAAAUGCCCGACAAUCCCAACAGCAAUGGCUGUAGUGAAUGCGCUACAUGGGCGGUGGUUUGCUGGUAAAAUGAUAACUGCAGCGUACGUACCUUUUCCGACCUACCAUAACCUUUUUCCUGAUUCGGUAACUGCAGCCCAGUUAUUGAUGCCUGUGCGGCAAUGAUUCUGCCAUGCAUGGGGUAGAUGUCACAAUGCCUGUUGGCUUUGAGAAUGUACAUCAUUUUUGCCAAUAUUUUGGGAUCUUAUUGAACACAGUAGCAAAUUACUGUACCAAUCCACCCUAUCUUCAUCACGCAAUGUUUUCUUGUUCAGUCUGACAACUAUUAGAGGCUAAGCUUGAGUGCUUCUGUAGUCACACAUUUCUGUAGCUGCAUUUGAGCAAAUUACGUUGUUUCAACCUGCAUUGUGAAAAUACUACCUUUUGGGGUUUUGGUGAGGGGAGGGAGGGAGGGGCACAUAGGGUACGGAGUUGUUUUACAGUGGGAAGUCUGCGUAUAUUUCUGUUGAAACCGACCCCAGAAGAACAACCCAUUUUUGGACAGCCCAACCAAAUUAACCUGUGACUCUAAUUGCAGUUUGCUGUAUGUUGUCAUCCCAUUAGGGCAUUUAUAUUGGACAUUUAGUAAUUCAGUUGUGCUUUAGAAAUGUUAAUUUGCCAUGUACGUUUUUAUCAGUUAAUGUGUUAAGUUAAAAAACGAUGCCUACAAAUGUCUUUUUUACAAGCACGAUAUUAAUUGUUUACUACUUUACGUUAACAUUUUGUAAUCAACUUGAUUCGGGUGGGCCAAUGUGAUGCUUUUUGUCAUCUUAAUGACUUUGCCCUCCAUUCCAGAUGACACAAUCCAAAGUCCUAUGUAUUUGUCAUAACCUGGUUUACAACAGCUGGUCUUAUUCUCUAAGUUGGUGUUUACGCAACCCCAUCUCCUGCUUUAUAAUUAUACUGUUUAAAUAUAGAGUAAACCUGCAUCUGUAGAAAUUGUAUUCCUACACAGUUACACCAUGGGUAUGGUACUGAUUUGAUAAAUCAAUACAUUUAGCAGUACAGAACUGGUCAAUAGAUUUAGAAGUUUUGUGCUUCAGAUAGUCUUGACUUUUCUCAACUCACAAUUUAAUCCCUUAGGACAGCACUAACUCCCAUGAAUGCCAAUUAUGAAACCCGCAUCAAAUCAUUCCUAACUUUUGUCAACAGCAUCUUAUGAGAAUUGCUUGACAGUGAUGCAUUCUGGUAAUAACCAUUUUAAGGAGUCGCUUGGGAUUGACUCUGAGGAGAAUGUGAAAUGUCACUGGGUCCCCUAAGCCCCCACGAUAAGAUGUUUAUCUGUAGAACUCUACAGGUCCCAAGUCAGCAGUGAUCUGUUGAGAGCCUGCAGACUUCACCAAUAAACAUGAACUCA